Chenopodium quinoa (quinoa) is the source of this 1510-nucleotide messenger RNA. RefSeq names its product transcriptional regulator ATRX homolog. NCBI's taxonomy places the organism in Eukaryota, Viridiplantae, Streptophyta, Magnoliopsida, Caryophyllales, Amaranthaceae. The record is from RefSeq and is a predicted model, not a curated record. Bases 132 to 1160 code for a protein of 342 amino acids. The transcript has 8 exons.
AAAAAAAGCCCUCAGACUUAUUAACACGUGUUUUCUCUAUUCUCGCGGCAAAAGGCCGACCUUUUAAAAACCCUCUCAGUCUUUCACUUCAUAAACUCCUCUCCUCUAUCAAAACCCAAAAACCCCCAAAAAUGGCGAGAGACAGAGAUUCAAGGAGAGAGAAACACGAGAGAGAAGACAAAGAUGUCGUCGUAGGAAGAGACAACGACAAGAAAUCCAAACGACAUGCCGAGGAAUCCGAGGAUAAUACUGAAUCAACCAUGGCUUCCGAAGACGAACAACCUAGGAAGAAGCACAGUAGUGGCAAAAGUAGGAAGCGAACUUCAUCGAAACGACGUCGUUACAGCGAUGAUGAUUCGGAAUCGGAUUCGGAUUCUGAGUCGGAAUCUGAAUCGGAGUCGGAUUCGGAGUUGGGUUCCGAGGGGAGCGAAAGCGAUAGCGAGGAGGAGAGGAGGAGGAGGAGGAAGAGGAAGAGGAGAGAAAGGAAGAAGAGAGAGGAGAGAGAGAGGAAAAGGAGGAGGAGAGAGAAAGAGCGGAAGAAGAGAAAAAGAGGGGAAGAUGAUGAUGAUAGUGAUGAUGAUAAGGGGAAAAAGAAGAAGAAGUCGAAGAAGAAGGAUAAAGAUAAGAGCAAGAAGAAGGAGAAGGGGAAGACUGGAGCUGUUACCAGUUCAUGGGGAAAGUAUGGAAUUGUUAGAGAAGCUGAUAUGUGGAAUAAACGACCAGAAUUCACAGCAUGGCUUGCUGAAGUAAAGCAGGUGAACCUUGAAAGCCUACCGAACUGGGAAGAGAAAAAAAUGUUCAAGGAAUACAUGGAGGACUACAAUACUGGUACCUUUCCUUCCAAAAAGUACUAUAACCUUGACAUAUAUCACAGAAAUAAAAUGGAAAAAGAGAUGAAGAAGGGUUUUAAAAAGGUCGUGCAAACGGAGCGCACUGUAUUUAAUGAUGAAGAACAGCGUCGACACGAGAUGAUGCAAGUUCGCGAGAAACAAAAGGAACAAGAGGUGGAAGCAUUGAAGGAUGCCAUGAAGAGUGGCAUGGCACAAGCAAUGAUAGAACAAGCUCGGCUCAAGGAGGAAAUGGCGUAUUUGUUUAAAAUCGGAAACAUUGAGGCAGCAACUGCUAUCCAAAAAAAAUUGGACCCUGAUGUUCCUAUGUGAAGAGGAAAGCAGCAAAAUCUUGUAGAAGCUUUUAACUGGCAGGUGUGAUGCUUUUUACCAUAAAUAUUCUGAGAGGUGUAGUUGGGCUGGAGCUGCAGGCGAGAGAUAAGAAUAGAUUGUAACAAUUGUUUUUUAGGAUGCUUAUCUAUUUUUGGAGCUGUAUUUGUUGUCAAUUGGGCACUUUUAUUUGAAAUAAGAUGCAGACAUUUGCAAGUGCUGAGUAACUUGAGUAUGAAUUCGUCUAAAAUUUGUGAGGCAGGUAUUUCCUUAUUUUUUGUAGAUGUGCAGACAGAUACAAUGUAAGGUCUUGUGUUUCUAGCUUAUACUAUUUCCAUAAUAUCUUCUUUUGA